AAAACUUAAAUAUUUGGCGGGACAAGAACACCGCGACAGGAAAGUCUCCCAUCUGUAAAGAAGAAUUCAGUGAAGGCGGACUGAAACUCAACAUACUGACUUCAGCAGAGAAAUUUUCUAAAAUGGCGGAGAAAAUCGCGCUUUUUGAAAGUUACCUGAGCUGCCAUGUUUGUUCAGAGACUUUCAGAGAUCCUGUGUCUCUGAGCUGCAACCACAGCUUCUGUUCAAGAUGCCUGAAGGAAUUCUGGGAAAAUACUGGAAACAAGAACUGUCCCAUCUGUAAACGAUCGUCAAAGGAGCAUCCGUCCAUCAACUUCUCCCUCAAAAAACUCGCUGAUUCAUUUACUGACAAGCAGAAUGCAGCUUCAACUGAGGUGGAAAAAGAGAAAAAGAAGAAGAAAGAGGAGGUGGUGUGUGAGAAACACUCCGAGGUUCCUUAUUGGUUCUGUAAAGAYGAGCAGAGAGCUGUGUGUCCUGUCUGUGAGUUUUCUCUCCACCAGAGUCACAAAGUGGUUCCUAUAGAAGAAGCAGUCAGUGAGCUGAAGGAGCAGCUGAAAUCUGACUUAAAGUCUCUGCAGGACAAGAGGAACAAACACAAACAAGUGGAGAAAACAUACGAUGAUGUGAUUCAACACUCCAAGGAGCAGGUGUUGUCCACAGAGAGACAGAUCAGAGCAGAGUUCAACAAGCUCCACCAGUUCCUGAGAGAGGAAGAGGAGUCCAGACUGGCAGCUCUGAGGGAGGAAGAGGAGCAGAAGAGGAAGACYAUCAUGRGAGAGAUGAAGARGAYUGAGGAGCAGAUCUCCUCUCUGUCAGACAGCAUCUCUGCUGUUGAAGAAGAGCUGCAGAAAGACAUUGUGUCGUUCCUCAGCAGUUAUGAAGCCACUCAGAGCAGAGCCAGAGGUCAGAGGUCACUGCCAGACCCACAGCUGGUCUCAGGAGCUCUGAUAGAUGUGGCCAAACACCUGGGCAACCUGUCCUUCAGAGUCUGGGAGAAGAUGAAGGACAAGGUCCACUUCAGUCCCAUCAUUCUGGACCCAAACACUUCAAGUGGACGACUCCAUCUGUCUGAUGAUCUGACCAGUGUGAGACGUGGAGACACAUGGCAGCAGCUUCCUGAUAAUCCAGAGAGAAACACUAAAUACUGGAAUGUUUUUGGUUCUGAAGGCUUCAGCUCAGGGAAACACAGCUGGGAUGUGGAGGUGGGAGAUCAUCCUGACUGGAUAGUGGGUUUGGUUAAAGAGUCUGUUGACAGGAAGGGAGAGACGAAUGCUACACCAGAAAAUGGAAUCUGGUGUUUAUGGCAUCGUAAUGGAAAAUACACUAAUGGUGAUGGAGAGACUCUCCCAGUGAAGAAGAGUCUCCAGAGGAUCAGAGUGCAGCUGGACUAUGACAUGGGGACGGUUUCCUUCUACGACUCUGAAGACAUGACUCUCAUCUACACUCACAGAGACACUUUCACUGAGAAACUCUUCUUAUGUUUCAAUAUAGGAGCAGCAGGUGAUGCCAAAACAUCUGAGAUCAAAAUAUGUGAAACUAAGAUUCUGAUUCAAUGAAUGUGACUCAAAUUAUUGAUGGACAGUGAAGUUGCAAACUGUGUUUGCUUAAG
Molecule: messenger RNA, 1609 nt
Organism: Poecilia reticulata (guppy)
Lineage: Eukaryota; Metazoa; Chordata; Actinopteri; Cyprinodontiformes; Poeciliidae
Source: RefSeq, a predicted model, not a curated record